AUCUUUUUCCCACUUUCUGCACUUUGGUCUUUGGCUGUUCCAUUGACCCGAACCGAACCCGAAAAAAAUUCUCGUACCGGAGAAAUUGCGUCGAAGAAUCACUUCCCGUGUAGGCCCCUUCAGUUGCUUCUUCUCCAAGAAUUGACGAAUGAUCUCGUAGAUAUUUAGACUGCGUUUAAUUUAGUGAUUGAUUGUCUCUACCAAGAAGCGUUUUCUUUAAGCCAGUUGUGGUUCGGUGGUUUCAACAGUGCGCGAUGGCGAGCGAAGGAAAUGUUGAGAUUGAGAGGAUACACGAUGUUGGUUCCAUUUUGUUCUCGGAAAGCAGGGAUUACUUGAUCCGCAGCAAUGGCGACCAGAUCAAAGCCGAUCAAUUGAGGGGGAAAGUAGUUGGAUUGUAUUUCUCGGCAUCGUGGUGCGGUCCUUGCCGGCGAUUCACCCCAAUUUUGAUCGAUCUUUACAACGAGCUCAAGACGAACAACAAGUUCGAGAUUAUCUUCUGCUCUGCCGAUGAAGAUAACGAAUCCUUCGAAGAGUAUUUCUCAAAGAUGCCAUGGCUUGCAGUUCCGUAUUCUGAUUCAGAGACUCGCGAUCGAAUGGAUGAGUUGUUUUCUGUCAACGGAAUACCUCACCUCGUCCUCCUGGAUGAGAAUGGCAAAGUUUUGAGUGAUGAAGGAGUGCAAAUCAUCCAGGACUAUGGAGCUGCAGGAUUCCCAUUUACGUCGAAACGGAUCGACGAACUCAAGGAGCAAGACGAGGAAGCUAAGAGGAAUCAGUCACUCAAGUCCCUCUUAGUAUCCCAAUCCAGGGACUAUGUGAUUGCAAGCGACGGCCGAAAGGUCGCCAUUUCCGAGCUCGAAGGUAAGACGGUGGGCUUGUAUUUUGCACUGGCCGCCUACGAAGAAUGCCAGGCUUUUACUUCGAAGCUCGUAAAAGUGUAUACGAGCUUGAAAGAAAAAGGGGAGAGCUUUGAGAUUGUAAUGGUACCGCUCGAUGAUGACGAGCAAUCGUUUGUCGAAGCAUUCGAGCAAAUUCCUUGGUUUUCAUUGCCUGUCAAGGAUAGUUUACGCGGGAAGCUCAUUCGGUAUUUUGAGUUACAAAGCUUUACAACUUUGGUAAUAAUUGGACCCGAUGGGAAGACCCGUCAUCCGGAUGUUUCUGAUGCGAUCGUAGAGCAUGGAGAAAAGGCCUAUCCGUUCACGCCUGAGAAACUUUCCGAGCUAGAAAAGGCUAAGAGGGAUGCGCAAACGCUUGAAUCCCUUUUGGUGUCCGAUGAUUGUGAUUUUGUGAUUGGUAAAGAUGGGAGCAAGGUUCCAGUGUCUGAUCUAGUCGGGAGAACUGUCCUGCUUUACUUUUCGGCGCACUGGUGCCCCCCUUGCCGCGCAUUUCUUCCAAAGCUGAGGGAUGCGUAUGACGACAUAAACAAAAACGGGAAAGUGAUGGAAGUCGUAUUCAUCUCGAGGGACAGAGAUCAAACGUCGUUUGAUGAAUUCUUCUCGACGAUGCCGUGGCUGGCUCUCCCGUUUGGCGAUGGAAGGGUGCAAUCUUUGGGGCAGUUCUUCAAGCUGCGCGGCAUUCCGAUGGUGGUUGCGAUCGGACCGAAUGGAAAGACGGUGACGACCGAGGCGCGGGAGCUCAUAAUGUGUCAUGGUGCUGAAGCAUAUCCAUUUACGCCGGAAAAGAUCGAGGAGAUCGAGGCUGGGUACGAGAAAAUGGCGGAGGGCUGGCCGAAGAAAUCGAAGACUGCGGCUCACAGCCAUGAGCUUGUUCUUUCGAAGCGACACUUUUUUGUGUGCGAUGGGUGCGAGGAGAAUGGGCACGUGUGGUCGUACUUUUGUGAGACGUGCGACUACGAUCUCCACCCCAAGUGUGCGCUCGAGGAGGAGAACGAAGACGAAGGCAAAGGGAAAGGCAAAGACGAAGGCGAAGGGCAGUGGGUAUGUGAUGGAGAUAAGUGCUACAAGGAGUAGGGAGUAAGGAAGGAGUUUGAGGAUUAUAAGGGUAUGUUUUUAUGUAUAUUUGGUUUGGAAGGAAGUCCAGAAAUGUGAACUGAGUUUGUUUUCUAUGUGUGUGGAAUGGUUUACUGAUGAAUAAUAUUAUUAUUUGGGUUAA
Andrographis paniculata is the source of this 2109-nucleotide messenger RNA. RefSeq names its product probable nucleoredoxin 1. Gene Ontology annotation, molecular function: thioredoxin-disulfide reductase (NADPH) activity. Lineage: Eukaryota; Viridiplantae; Streptophyta; Magnoliopsida; Lamiales; Acanthaceae. The coding region runs from base 255 to 1967 and encodes 570 amino acids. The transcript has 4 exons. The record is from RefSeq and is a predicted model, not a curated record.